CACGCCGAAGCGCUGUGUGGUGUAGUUUCAGAGGUGGCAGCUGGUUGUUGAUAUCGGUUAGCCCAAUAAAACUAUAUAAAAGUAUAGACCAAGGUCCCAGUCCUUUCUAAACAAGGUGAUUGUGUAUUACUGAAGCAGUAUACGCUUUAAGUGUUACUACCUUGUUUGAGGAAAGGUAAAAAGAGGCAACAAGCGACUAUUAUUUCAUGAGUAUAUCCCCUGGGGAGUGUUUUUUUGGUUUUGAUGCCGUGAACCUGAGAGUGGAACUAUGCCCGCAGCCACUGUGGAUCAUAGCCAAAGAAUAUGUGAAGUUUGGGCCAGCAACCUGGAUGAGGAGAUGAAGAUGAUCCGACAGGUGACUCGAAAAUUCAGCUAUGUCGCAAUGGACACAGAGUUUCCAGGUGUUGUUGCAAGACCAAUCGGAGAAUUUAGAAGCAAUGCGGAUUACCAGUAUCAGCUGCUGCGGUGUAAUGUUGACUUGUUGAAGAUCAUCCAGCUUGGCCUUACAUUUAUGAACGAAGAGGGCGAAUACCCACCAGGAACGUCAACAUGGCAGUUCAACUUCAAAUUUAACCUCACGGAAGACAUGUAUGCACAGGAUUCCAUUGAGCUGCUCACUUCGUCAGGUAUCCAGUUUAAGAAGCAUGAGGAGGAGGGUAUUGAGACACUGUACUUUGCUGAGCUGCUUAUGACCUCAGGUGUGGUGCUUUGUGAGGGGGUCAAGUGGCUCUCAUUCCAUAGUGGCUAUGACUUUGGGUACCUGAUUAAAAUUUUGUCCAACUCGAAAUUGCCAGAGGAAGAGGUUGACUUCUUCGAGGUUCUUCGUUUAUUUUUUCCCAUCAUUUAUGAUGUGAAAUACCUCAUGAAGAGCUGUAAGAACUUGAAGGGUGGUCUGCAGGAGGUGGCAGAGCAGCUUGAAUUGGAGAGAAUUGGACCGCAGCAUCAGGCAGGGUCUGACUCGCUCCUCACAGGAAUGGCUUUCUUCAAGAUGAGAGAGAUGUUUUUUGAGGAUCACAUUGAUGAUGCCAAGUAUUGUGGUCACUUGUAUGGACUGGGUUCAGGCUCAUCCUAUGUCCAGAACGGCACCGGAAAUGCCUACGAGGAGGAGGCAAACAAGCAGCAGUCAUGACACAAGAAUCUCUCACCAUAACGAACAUCAUAUACAGGGCUCAAAACAUGGGUUUUUAGUUGUUGUUGUUUUGUUUCCAUGAAAGAUUUCAUAGGAAUUUGCACUUUAAAGCUCACAUCCAACAGAAGAAAAAAACUUCUUCCCUUUGUUGCCUUCUCUGGGUUAAAUCUUUUCACACAAUGUUCAUCUUUUAUGGUUAAAGAAGAGGAACCAUUUGGUGUUUGAGUUUCCCCCCCACCACAGUUUAGCCUUAAUAUUAAGCUACUUUUUACGUUCUUCUUUUUUAUCGUUAAUUUAUUGGAUUCAUUUCUUCUCGUGUACGGUUAGAUUAUUCAUCGACUAAUUUGGCGAGUACACCAGUCACCUACGUGAACUGUCGUUCCCUGAUUACAGGAGUACUGUUUUCUCACACUUCGCAAUAGCUUUAGACAGAUGGAGGAUCUCAGACACAGGUAAAUACAGGCACUUAAUUGUAAAGCGAAGCCUCGCACUGAUUUUACUCUUUAUGUUGGGUUAGCACAGAUUUUACCACACGAGUAAAUUAAGAGUGAUGAUGUAACUGCCACUAUUUAAGUGAACUGAGGACACCUUAUGCAUCAAAAAUGUCUUUCCAUUUUCAUUUUAACAUAAAUGUAAAGGUUUUGUAGUAUUUUAUUAUCAAAAAGUUCAAAGCCUUUUAUUCAUUUAAUAUGAUUAAUAAUGACUCUUAAAGGGAAUCUUAACCAACUCAAGUACUCAGUAUCAGUGGAAUUAGUUUUACUUGUAGUGCUGGUUUUUUCAAUGGUGCACAUUUUGUGCUGUUCGGGGUUUUCUCCUGAUUUUCCUCUUUAUUCUGUUUUUGUAUCGUAUUGCUUUACAAUUCUGUGUUGCCUAGAUCUGCUGUAUGUACUGAAAGAUAUUUGAAUAAAUGCUGUGUUAACUAAUCUGAGCUUUUAUAGACAUGUGAAUCGCAUGAACACAGCUUUUGUUUUUUGAAUGUGUGAUUUGGUGAAUAAUGAUUUUGGUAGCUCUUAACCUCCCUCCUCCUGUUUGUCAUCUUGAUGUCCACAUUAUGCAAUAUAGAGUGACUGUUUUUAGAGCUUUUGGAAAUAAAAGCCAGAUUUUUCUAACUGAA
Molecule: messenger RNA, 2243 nt
Organism: Pimephales promelas (fathead minnow)
Lineage: Eukaryota; Metazoa; Chordata; Actinopteri; Cypriniformes; Leuciscidae
Gene: cnot7
Product: CCR4-NOT transcription complex, subunit 7
Cellular component (GO): CCR4-NOT complex
Molecular function (GO): nucleic acid binding; poly(A)-specific ribonuclease activity
Source: RefSeq, a predicted model, not a curated record